Messenger RNA from Blastocystis hominis, 849 nucleotides. RefSeq lists its product as hypothetical. The transcript has 3 exons. The record is from RefSeq and is a predicted model, not a curated record. Gene Ontology annotation, molecular function: pseudouridine synthase activity; RNA binding. Bases 1 to 849 code for a protein of 282 amino acids. Gene Ontology annotation, cellular component: nucleus. NCBI's taxonomy places the organism in Eukaryota, Bigyra, Opalinata, Blastocystidae. Gene Ontology annotation, biological process: tRNA pseudouridine synthesis; mRNA pseudouridine synthesis.
AUGGAUGGAAUCGCGCAGCUAGAACGGACAAGGUUGGAAGUGGUCCAGGGAAAGGAGGAAGAGACUGUGGAUCGAAUCAACAGCUGUCUUCCAAGCGAUAUUCGCGUUUUUAAGAUUCUGCGAACGACCAAGAAUUUCAACGCCAAGAAUUUCUGCGAUCGUCGCCAGUACGAAUACAUUCUUCCUAUCGAAACGCUCUCUCCCUUCAGCUCUACUCCUCCUCUUUCCAUCCGAGAGGAUAUUUCCCACAAUUGGAAAGAGUUUGUCGAAAAUGAAGCCUACUUGCAGAAGUGCAGAGAGCACCCCGAGGAAUCGAUCGACAACCCCUUCGAGGAUCGUCCCGAUAAUAGACAACGUGUCAAAUCACUUCAAAUCGCACAGCAACUGCUUCUCAACGAGGCUUCCUUCUCCACUUACACAGAGGAUGCACAGGAUCGAAGCUUUGGAGGGUGUGUUGUGAAAGACGAGUGGCCAGCCUAUCUCUCUCUGGCGCUAUCGCGACUGCGAGCAUGCAUGUCGUUGUUUGUAGGAACGCACAAUUUCCACAAUUACACGGUGGGCAAGUCCAGUGCCGAUUCCUCUGCGCAGAGACACAUUCUAGGGAUUUCGGUGAGCGAUCCUAUUCGAAUUCACGAUGGAUUGUAUAUCCGCGUGUGUUUGGAGGGACAGAGCUUCAUGUUGCAUCAGAUUCGAAAAAUGAUCGGAAUCGCGAUCGAAGUGGCGAGAGGUCGUUGCUCACUCCACACAGUGAAUAGUAGCUUGAGUCGAGGAACCAUGUUCACUCCCAUGGCUCCAAGCACGGGAUUGUUCUUAUCGAUGGUACUCUGUUGCAUUAUCCCUCUAUUGUAG